UUGUUUUAAUACUUUUCCACGCCAGACAUUUACUUAGUCACUUGAAAGAUAUGGGUGAAGUGACGAGGAAUUGGUCGGAUGUUUUAAUUAAUCUCGAAAAACGUAUCGUCGGGGGUUCAAAAGCUACGAAAAAUCAAUACCCGUUCAGUGUUCAAUUUUUUAAUUCUGGUGGUCUCUGCGGCGGUUCGAUUCUCACGAAAAAAAUUGUAUUGACAGCAGCGCAUUGUUUCGAUCACAACAGAAACCUCAUUGAGAUGAAGAUAUUUUCAAAUCCGCGAUUUGCCUAUGAUCUUCAAGCGAUAGCACAUGAUGUAUGGGAUUUCAUGAUUCAUGAGAAGUACGGUGAAAAUCGGGUUUUCGCUAAUGACAUCGCCGUUUUAAUAAUCCACGAUGAAUUUAAUUUUGGACCAGAAGUUCAGAAAAUUUUUAUUAUUAACACAGAUGUUUGGAUGAAUGUAAAUGAAACAUUUGUGGCUACCGGAUGGGGUGAAUAUAAGUACGGUGGCAGCAUACAUCAAAACCGUUUAAAGGCUGCCAAUAUGUAUUAUGUAAGCAAAGAGCGAUGUAUGAAUGAAAACAAAAUCGACUUGGGACCUGAAAUGUUUUGUUUGCACGGGAAUGGCGAGAGCGACACGUGCCGCGGAGAUUCUGGUGGAGGGGUAUUGUGGAAGGGCGGGCUAGUAGGAAUUGUUUCCCAUGGUCGAGGGUGUCUCGAGACACCAGGUAUAUACAUAAGCGUUUAUUAUAAUAGACGUUGGAUUAAGAAAACUGUUACAAAAAUUUAUCAAAAGUUCUGUGAUUUUCAUCACAAUAAAAUAAUGAUCUAAUAAUAAAUAUCAUU
Vanessa tameamea is the source of this 841-nucleotide messenger RNA. RefSeq names its product trypsin delta-like. Gene Ontology annotation, molecular function: serine-type endopeptidase activity. The record is from RefSeq and is a predicted model, not a curated record. Gene Ontology annotation, biological process: proteolysis. Lineage: Eukaryota; Metazoa; Arthropoda; Insecta; Lepidoptera; Nymphalidae. The transcript has 4 exons. Bases 51 to 827 code for a protein of 258 amino acids.